Messenger RNA from Vigna radiata var. radiata (mung bean), 832 nucleotides. RefSeq names its product auxin-responsive protein SAUR36-like. The transcript has a single exon. The coding region runs from base 47 to 691 and encodes 214 amino acids. NCBI's taxonomy places the organism in Eukaryota, Viridiplantae, Streptophyta, Magnoliopsida, Fabales, Fabaceae. Gene Ontology annotation, biological process: response to auxin. The record is from RefSeq and is a predicted model, not a curated record.
AAAAAAUAGAAAGUGUUAGCAUUAGGAUGGAAAUGGUGAUAGAAUUAUGGAGAGAAGAUGGUUAAUAAUUACGUAUCCGACACGACCAGCGAAAAGGGACGUUGCAUGGUAUGAAAAGUCCUGUAACACUGCACCCACAUGCGCUGUCUCCCCUUCACCCAAUCUAACACUCUUCACGUUUUCUCAAUCUUCAUCUUCAGCUACCGUCCAAAUAACCUUAUCUAUAUAUAACAUGCUUCAAACACUCCAACAACAUCAAGCAUCAAGUUAUUACAUUGUUAACAACCAACAAACACUUGUAAACAUGGCCAAGCUCAGUGUAAGAAGCAGCAAGAGAAUUGUCAAGUUCAAAUUCGUGGAGAAGCUCCAGAAGAGACUCUUACCAGGGAGAAGCAAAGAAGCUUCUGUUUCAAACUCAACUUAUGUUCCAGAGGACGUGAAGGAAGGACACUUCGCUGUGAUUGCUGAGGGUGGAGAAGAACACAAGAGGUUUGUGCUGCCACUCACUUGUUUAUCCAACCCUAAGUUUUUGAAGCUGUUGGAGCAAGCAGAAGAAGAGUAUGGCUUUGAUCAUGAAGGUGCUGUCACCAUUCCUUGCAGGCCCAGUGAUCUUGAGAGGAUACUGGCUCACCAAUGGCAUCAUCAACCAACUCAAACUUCUUCUCCUUACAGAAAAUCCAUCGUUUUUUAACCAAAUUUUAUCAUUCUAAAAUGAAGCUGGAAUCUUUGGUUAACUUUCUUUCCUGCACCUCUGGUCAAAUUCAUUUGACUGUCUAAUUAAUUCUUCCAUCAAGAGCUAAUAAUAAAAUCUUCCGGCUCCAGAUUACUCGCA